AUGUCCGAGAAACAAAAACUCAGCGAACUACCAAUUGAACUGCUCGAGAAAGUGGGUCAUAAACCGGGAGAAGUGAUCGGCAAGACACUUCAAACUGAUGUGCUUGCAAAUGCUCGUAGAGCAGCAGAGGCACACAGGCGUGUUCGUUACCACCUGCAAAAUAAUCUGCGACCUGGGAUGACGCUUAGUGAGAUCUGCAGUUUGGUCGAAAAUUCAACGACCACUCUUCUCAAGGGCGAGUUGAACGAUGGCUUGGGAUUUCCGACGGGCGUGUCUCUGAAUGAUUGUGCGGCGCAUUACAGCGUGAAUCCUGGUGACGAGGAGAUCUUUCUCAAGGAAACAGACGUGCUAAAGGUAGAUUUUGGAACGCAUGUGAAUGGUGUGAUAAUGGACUCGGCUUUUACUGUGACAUGGGAUCCAAAAAUGAACAAGUUGCUUGAAGCGUCCAAGGAGGCUACCGAGAAGGGCAUCAAGACGAUGGGCGUGGAUGUAUGUGUGGGUGAAAUAGGAAGAGAAAUAUCGGAGGUUAUCAAUAGCUACGAAUUGAUGCUGGAUGGUAAACGAGUUCCGAUCAAACCGGUAAUGAAUUUGAAUGGUCACUCGAUAAAACCGUACAAAAUUCAUGGCGGUGUGUCGAUUCCGCUGGUGGAAAAUGACGAUCCAGAUCGGCUCGAAGCCGAUGGUUUCUACGCGCUGGAGACAUUUGCCACCACUGGAAACGGGAUGGUGAAGGACGGUCCAAAUUGCUCGCACUUCAUGCUCACAAAUCCUAAUAAGUUUAUGGUAAGCAAUCCAAAGAAUGUAAAGGUCCUUCAAAUCAUCAAAAAGCACAUAAAAACGUUGCCUUUUUCUGCCAGGUUUAUCGACCGACACUACGAUUUCAAAACAUCCUCUCUGAUAUCGCUCAAGAACCUUGCCAUGCUGGGCUUGCUCGAGCCUUACCCGCCGUUGCACGAUAUCAAAGGCUCAUUUGUGAGUCAAUUUGAGCACACCGUGUACCUAAAUGAGGAAACAAAGGAAAUACUCACACGGGGUGAGGAUUAUUAAC
Molecule: messenger RNA, 1048 nt
Organism: Vavraia culicis subsp. floridensis
Lineage: Eukaryota; Fungi; Microsporidia; Pleistophoridae
Product: methionine aminopeptidase, type II
Exons: 1
Coding region: 1-1047 (348 amino acids)
Biological process (GO): proteolysis
Molecular function (GO): metalloaminopeptidase activity
Source: RefSeq, a predicted model, not a curated record